GACCUUUUUCUGGAGCGUAUAAAGACAAGUUAUUCGAACUUUGCGUUUAAAAGCUCAUCUCUCUCUUCAUCCUUUGACUCCUUGUCAGCUGUCGUGUCUCCCUCACCAUCUGUAUCUAACUUCUUAUCUCCAUUCCCAGGCUAAAAUAUAGGUGAUUUAAGUGGGUGAGUUAAGGUAAUUUAUAGGGGGAGAACGAUCUAAGUGAAGGCGAAAACGAUGUCGUUCACCGGUACACAACAGAAAUGCAAGGCUUGUUCGAAAACUGUGUAUCCAAUGGAGCUGGUGUCUGCUGAUGGUAUUGAUUUCCAUAAGUCUUGUUUCAAGUGCACCCAUUGCAAAGGGACUUUGAAGCUGAGCAACUACUCCUCAAUGGAAGGUGUUUUGUACUGCAAGCCACACUUUGAGCAGCUGUACAAGGAAUCGGGAAACUUCAACAAGAACUUUCUUUCACCUGCAAAGUCAGCGGAUCAGUCAACUCCAAUGCUGACAAAGUCACCUAGCAAAGCUGCUGGCAUGUUUUCUGGCACACAAGAUAAAUGUGCUACUUGCGGUAAAACAGCUUAUCCACUAGAGAAGGUGACAGUGGAGAAUGAAUCCUAUCACAAGACUUGCUUCAAGUGUUGUCAUGGUGGAUGCUACAUAACUCCAUCAAAUUAUGCAGCCCUUGAAGGCAAUUUGUACUGCAAACAUCAUUUUUCCCAGCUUUUCAAGGAGAAAGGUAGCUACACCCAUCUUCUUAAGUCCGCGUCAGUCAGGAGACCAGCAGCCUCCAUUCCUGAAGCUUAAAUCAUGUUUUCAUUUUUAAAUCCAUUUCUACUAAGAGGACCUCCAAUAUUUUUGUGUGUUUUCCCUUUCAAUUUUUCUCUUUCAAACUUCACAAGUUGAUUGAACUUGAAUGUUUUCUAUAAAUGUUUGGUUGGCAUCUUUGCCAUUGUCAUUGUUGCUUAAUUAGAAUACAUGGGGGAUACAAGCCCAAAGUUGUAUAAAAAACUAUUCUUUGUUUGUAUUAGAUUUUUGUUGAAGAGGACAAAAAAAAAAUCUUUUUGUUUCCA
Messenger RNA from Daucus carota subsp. sativus, 1052 nucleotides. RefSeq names its product LIM domain-containing protein WLIM2b. Gene Ontology annotation, molecular function: actin filament binding. Lineage: Eukaryota; Viridiplantae; Streptophyta; Magnoliopsida; Apiales; Apiaceae. The coding region runs from base 217 to 786 and encodes 189 amino acids. Gene Ontology annotation, cellular component: actin cytoskeleton; plasma membrane. The transcript has 6 exons. The record is from RefSeq and is a predicted model, not a curated record. Gene Ontology annotation, biological process: actin filament bundle assembly.